This is a messenger RNA of Anneissia japonica, 832 nucleotides long. RefSeq lists its product as uncharacterized. NCBI's taxonomy places the organism in Eukaryota, Metazoa, Echinodermata, Crinoidea, Comatulida, Comatulidae. The record is from RefSeq and is a predicted model, not a curated record. Gene Ontology annotation, biological process: axon guidance. Gene Ontology annotation, molecular function: transmembrane-ephrin receptor activity; protein binding. Bases 1 to 780 code for a protein of 259 amino acids. The transcript is spliced from 2 exons. Gene Ontology annotation, cellular component: neuron projection.
AUGCACAAAGUUUAUUAUAUUUUAACAUUACUUUCUUUUUUUACUCGGAAAAAUUGUGAUACAGUAUUUAAACAUCAGUUUGAUUAUUUUUAUUUGUAUCGACAUGUAUUGAUCGUCAUUUCAGCUCCCGGUGAAGUCUCUGUUAAUGUUGAAGAUGAACGAUCAAAACCCACAAAGUUGUUCAUAUCUUGGUCAGCACCUAGGGUGGUUUAUUGCCCGAUAUUUCAGUACAGGAUAGAAUAUAAACUUACUCAACUUGAUCAAUGUCAGGACCAAGGUAAUGAAUUUGAAGUCAGUGUUGUGGAUAAUACAGAAAAAGAAUACACCUUAUCGGAACUUACACCAUUUAGCACUUAUGCGGUAGUUGUAUCAGCUGGAGUAGAUGGAAUCAAUGAUAACACAGUAUUCACUCCUGGUCUUGUUGGUUUUGGCAAUACAACAUUCACAGAUGCUACUGCACCACCACAAAACAUAAUUAACCACCAAAUAGAGGAUGCACGAUCACUGAAGUUCAUAUGGGAAGAAAUUCCUUGCGGUGACAGGAGAGGUCCUAUAGUAAAAUACAACUAUAUUCUGGAAAUGAAUUCCAGUAUUGUGAUACAAACUACUGUUGUUAAACCCAGUAAAGUGAUAAAAGACCUGAUUCCUUGUACCACAUACACAUUCAUAGUGAGUGGCAAAGGUCCUGGGGGCCAAGGUCCAUUCAGUGACGGUAUUGAAGCAAGAACAAAUGCAGAAGGUAGUAUUUCUUGUUUAUUUCUAAGGCCGGCCACUCACUGAGUUGUACGACCGUCGCACGACCAAUCCCUGUGAGCGCUAGAUGACGCGACGC